GGGUGCGGCCGGUGCUGGAGACGCAGUGGGACGUGGGGCCUGCGCCGAGAGCCACCUUCCCUGGGUGCAGAGCGGAGAGCUGCUGCCACCACUGCCAUGGAGGGGAUUGUGACAAUGUAUCAGGACUUCAUGAAAAAAGCAGACCCCCGCAUUGCUGACUACCCACUGAUGCAGUCCCCCUUCCUUGUGAUGGGCAUCCUUCUGGCAUAUGUCUACUUCGUGCUAUCCCUGGGCCCCCGGCUAAUGGCCAACAGGAAGCCUCUAAACCUGAAGAAGUUCAUGGUGCUAUACAACUUCUUUCUGGUGGGACUUUCACUCUACAUAGUUUAUGAGUUCCUGAUGGCUGGGUGGCUGACUGGGUACACCUGGAGAUGUGACCCUGUGGACUUCUCACAGGACCCUAAGGCCCUCAGGAUGGUCAAUGUUGCCUGGCUCUUCGUCUUCUCAAAGUUCAUUGAACUGACAGACACAGUGAUCUUUGUCCUGCGGAAGAAGAAUGAACAGGUCACAUUCCUGCACCUCUUCCACCACUCUGUUCUGCCGUGGAGCUGGUGGUGGGGAGCAAAGUUUGGUCCAGGAGGAAUGGGCUCAUUCCAUGCCAUGAUCAAUUCAAUGGUGCAUGUUGUCAUGUACUUCUACUAUGGGCUCUCAGCAGCAGGACCUGCCUUCCAGAAGUACUUGUGGUGGAAGAAGCACAUCACAGCCAUCCAGCUGGCACAGUUUGUGAUUGUCUCCAUCCACAUCUCCCAGUAUUACUUCAUGCCCAGCUGCCAGUAUCAGUUUCCCAUCUUCAUCCACCUCAUCUGGAUUUACGGGACCAUCUUCUUCAUCCUAUUCUCCAACUUCUGGUACCAGUCAUACACCAAGGGCAAACGGUUGCCCAGAGUGGCUCUGCAAGCAGCCCAGCACAAUGGUAGCAGCAUCCAUGAGAAUGGCACAGUCACCAAUGGCAAGGUCAAAGCCAACUAGAGGGCAAGGCCCUCCCAGAGCCAAUGAGAGCCCCGGGGCAGAGGCAGCUGGGACCUGUUCCCUUGCUCCUGGGUGCCACUAGCCAAAUCAAGUGCCUACAGACUGUUGUACCCCAGCCCUGCUGUCUUCUGUCUGCAUGCCCAGCCCCUCUGCUCUGAGCAGCCAUGGGCAGCUUCUGCUGCUGGGUGGGCUCAUGCUGUUUUUUCCACUGUUGCUGAGCAGAGAGGCAGCUGCCUGCAUUACAGCUGUGGGGCUGCAGCCCCAUUCCAGUGUUUCCAAAGGAACUUCCCCCAAGUGCCUGAAUCUGGCCCGUUUGCCUGGGGCUGAUUUCCUUCUGAAUAGGACCAAAAGAAGAGACUGGUCCCUGUCCUGGUGCCCUCUCCUCUUCCCUCUCUCAUCAGAGCCUGUAUGGAUGAGCAGACUUGUUCCUGGCUGCUUGCUGCCACCACAAGUGUGAAUGCUCCUGCUCUACCAUGCCUUGUGCCACCUUGUUCUGUGCCAUGGUGCUGCAUGUCCCUUCCCCUUCUGGUCCUUGUAUGCCCAGGUGGAGAGUUCUGCCCUGGUAUUGGUGUGCUCAGGCAUGGCUGGGGAGAAGGUAGGGGCAGCAAGGGUGGGACUUGAGGCCCAGAGCUGCCCAGUGCAAUACACAUACCCUGUGCCUGGUAUAUAGCAGGGGUUGUGACAGCCUGAAAUGCCUCUGCCCCCUGAUAAGCCCAGGUUGCCUUGCCCUUCUGUGCCUGGGCUGGGUGCUCAAGUGUGCUUUAGCCACACUUACCUGAUCCUGUAUGGCAGCUGGUGGCUUGGUCCAGAGUGGGGGAGGCCAAGCUCAGCCUUGACUUGGACCACUUCCAUUCCUGCAAACUCAAGACUUGAGCAAUAAUUGUCCCUUGAAACAGCUCCUGUCUUAUCCUACUUGGGACCAGCCCUACUCUGGCCCAUGUGAGCACAAAGGAAGAUGGUUGUGCUGUGUAACAGAGAACACCUUGACUCCAUGGAUUUCCCCAGGGCCUGGGUGGAGGUAUACUCUGCCACACAGUAGGGCAGUGCAGCAGCUCUCCUAGGCCUGGUGCCCAUCACCUGUUCUGGCUGUAACCAAAGCCAUGUUGAUGGCCUUGAGGAUGAGGUGAAGGAGCCAGGCCUGGUCAGGCUGGGCUGCUCUUCUAUCAAAAAAUAAACAGACAGAAGGAGAA
Messenger RNA from Rhea pennata, 2159 nucleotides. RefSeq names its product ELOVL fatty acid elongase 1 (gene ELOVL1). Bases 97 to 969 code for a protein of 290 amino acids. The record is from RefSeq and is a predicted model, not a curated record. Gene Ontology annotation, molecular function: fatty acid elongase activity. Gene Ontology annotation, biological process: fatty acid elongation, polyunsaturated fatty acid; fatty acid elongation, saturated fatty acid; sphingolipid biosynthetic process. Gene Ontology annotation, cellular component: endoplasmic reticulum; endoplasmic reticulum membrane. NCBI's taxonomy places the organism in Eukaryota, Metazoa, Chordata, Aves, Rheiformes, Rheidae. The transcript is spliced from 9 exons.